CCCAAUGGAAUAAAAAAAUUAAAAUCCCUAAAAUAAUUAUAGCAUUCAUUUUCUUAUAUCAGAUAAUCGUGAAAGCAUUUAUAGAUUUCAAGAUAUAGAAAAUUCUUAUCGUUAUCUAGAUUUUUAAAUGCUAUAUUUGUUUUGAAUAAUUUUAAAUAUAAUUUGAAAAUUUCAAUUAGAGUAAGAAAAAUAAGUGUAAAUAAAAUGCCAAUAUUCAAUUUAAAUUAUAUGCAUAUUUGAAUCCAUUAUAGAACUAGAAAUAUUAAUAUAAUUUCAAAAAUUUUUUAAAUAUUAUGAAAUAGGUUAAAGAUAUUUGAUUUAUAAUUGCUGUUUUUUGGUUCUAAAUAUAAAUUUAACGUUAGUCGUGAAAUUGUUAUAUAUAAAGUUAUUGCAUUAAGAAAUUAUUAUUUAUUUCAUUUAUAAAACUAUUAAUUUAUAUGCCAUAUAUUGAUAAAAAUUUUGAAAUAUUUUGAUCAAGCUAUCUACAUUUAAUUUUGGCUUUUAUUGUUAUGUUAAAAUGUAAUUUUACCGGUUUACAUAUAAAACAUGUUAUGUACAUAAUAUUGUAUAUGUACAAAAAAAAAAAGAUUUUUUAUUUAAAAUACUAUAUAUAAACCAAUUCUUUGAUACAAUCUUUGAUACAAAGUUUUAAAUAAAAAAAAAAUUGCAAUGGAUCGAACGAAUAUAGGAAAUACAUUGGGAAGAAAUUUAACAUCUCCGCGGAAGCGUAUGUCGAUUAUUCAAUCUUUAAGAAAAAAUAAUUCAACAAUAAGUGUAUCUGGACGAUCAAAUCAAUCCGUACAAAUAAUAUGUAAAUCACCGAACCAUGUAGUCGAGAGCUUUGGAUCAUCUUUACCUGUACUUGUUACAGAAGCUUUAACAUUUGUAGAUAGAAAUAUUGCAGUCAGUGUUAAUAUUUCAAUAGAUGGUUGGGCUUGGCUUGUAUGUGGUCGAAGAUUACUUGUAUGGCAAUGUAAGACUACCAUUCAUGAUUCAAAACAAAAAAGAACUUUUAAAAGUCAGUGUCGAGAAUUAUUAUUACCCCAAAGUGAUUUAGCUCAUAAAGCAGAAUGUGUAGCUGUAUGGUUACCUCCAGGCUAUCAGGUACCUAGUUGUAUGGCAGUUUCUCCUGAAGGUAUUGUACGUUUUUGGGUUAGUGUUGCACAUGAAGAAUCUUCUGUAGAAACAAGUGCAGAACUUGCUGGACAAGAAGUUGAUUGUCUUACUUACAUUCCUGGUCAUGGUUGUAUUUUAGCUACAACCACAUGUACAGUAGCAUUGUUACAAUCACAGUUUAUUGGUGGUAAAAAUAGUGUUACUUGUCAAGUUCUUAGAACAAGUCAAGGAUGGCUAGGAGGUAUAGGAAGAAGAAUGACUUCUCUUAUCUUUGGUGCUAUACCUCAAUCCCCAGUUACAGAAACAAAAUUAGUAAAAGUUACUUGCACAACCUUAGGAGAUAGAGGAUCAAGAGUUCUUAUUUUAGCUGGUUCAUCUUUGCAAUAUUGGUCUUUUCCUUAUAAUGAACAAGAGAAAAUAGAGUUUGAUGAAGAUAUUGGACAUAUUAUUUCACAAACUUUCCAAAGAAAAAUUUGGGAAUCAAGUGCAUGUAAUCCACAAAACAUGGAAACCUGGCUGAUUGAUAUGCAACCAUGUAAUGAAGGAAUAGUCUUUUUAAUGGCAGCUUAUUGUGCUGAUGCAUCAUCUUUUAUUGAAUUUGCAUUAGGUUUGAUACAAUUAUCUGGUACAACAUUAGCAAAUACAUUUAAAUGGUUUAUACCAAUUAAAAUCGAUCCUAUUUCAUAUCAUAAUGAUGCUGAAUCAACUUUAGUUUCUUAUCGCUUUAUAUUAUGUGGUUGGGAAGCUAUUAUAUAUAAUCAAUAUAAAGUACUUGUUGUGAAUUGUACAUCUGAAAAUGAACAGGACAAAAUAGAUUUAGUGCGAGGUGGGGAUGAUAGUAUUCUUGGUGGUGCAUUGUGUUCAGGAACUCCAGUUUUAUUUACUAAAAACUUCGGAUUAGUUUCUAUUAUGCCAUCAGAUUUUAUAUCACAAGAUUUUAAUAUGAGUUACACAGAUAAUACAAGUGCUGAUUAUAAUUAUCGAUCUAAUUCGACACAAAAUUUUACUAGUCUUAUUAGUAAUGAAGAAGUUCAAGAUAUGUUUUAUAGUUCUGAUAAUUCUACGCAAUUACGUGCUGCAUUUCUUCUUAGUUUACGACAAAAUAGAGCACAAUGUGAAGAAAUUUUAUCACAACUUUUUCCUUUGCAAGAAGAACCAAUAAUGGAUAUAGAUGCUAAUCUUGAUACAUUGAUUUUAAAAGUUGCUAAAGAUUUGAUAGAUGAUUAUCCAGCAAAUGAUCCACGUUGGUCAAAUCAUAGAGAUUUGUCCAUGACAAUAAAUGCAGUUACUUCAAUGCAAAUACCUAAUCAAUUAGAAGGAAAACAGAAAGCUAUAGAUUUAUUUAUAAUAUUUUUAAAAGAACAUGAUUUAUGGAAUAGAUUUUGUGCUGUUACAUAUAGGGGAAUAAUUAUAUCUACACCAUAUGUUCUUGAAGAAUACGCAGAAAAAAUAAUUGCAGCAUUAACCAUAUAUAAUCUUCAAAAUAAAUAUGCAGAUAUUAUAGAUACAAUAAUAGAACAAACUUUAAGUCCUGAAUCAUAUGUAUCUGAUGAAUUAACGGCUCGUGAUAUAUUUUAUCGCGAAGUUAGUACUGUGCAUCGUUUUCUUCCUACUUUAGUGAAUAAUGCAUCAGAGGUAACUCAAUCUGAAAGACCUAUUCAACAGGUAGCACAUUAUAUUAUGCAAGUAAAUGCUAUAUUAUUAGGUGUAUUACACGAAGUGAUGAAAUACCGACAACAUAAUGCUGAACGAUUUCUUCCUACAAGAUGUUCGUAUGGUAUAACUGAAUAUCUUCCUUGGACAGCAGCAAUUGGAAGACAUGGAUUAAGAAAUUGUCUUACUACAAUGUAUAAUUUAACUCUUAAGCAUGGCAUAACUGGAACCAAUGAUUCAACUGUAAGGAACGAAUUGUACGAACAGUUAGUGAGUUAUAUAGAUUUAAUAUUAGAUGGUCGAAAAUGUCAUUUGGAAAGUGUUAAGGGUACAGAAAAAUUUGAAAUACUUUUGAAGCAAUAUGAAACGGAUCGAAUGAAUCUAAUUCAACCAUUGAUAAAAGAAGAACAGUACGAUAAUGCUGCAAUGUUAGCUGAAAAAUAUUGUGAUUUUGCAUCUCUCAUACAAAUAUGUGAAUUAACUAACAAUAAAAGUCGAUUGGAUGGAUAUAUAAAAAAAUUUGCAGCUCAAGAUUUCGUGGGAUUUUUAUUUUCAUGGUAUGUAAAAGAUGGUCGACAGGGUCAAUUAGUAGAAAAAUGUAGACGCGAUGGUACAAUUGAAUUAUCAGAAAAAUUGGCUGAACAUCCAACUUUAUCAUGGGUACAAUCUGCUCUUAUGGAUGAUUUACGUUUUGCUGCUAAUACUCUUCAUUCUUUAGCAAUUCAGGAAAAUGAAUUAGUGACACGUAAGAAGUCCAUGCUUUCUUUAGCAAAAUUGGCUCUUCUUGCUUCGGAUGAUUUAGAAGAAGAAAUAAGAGAUUGUGUGAAAAGAAUUGAUAAUGAAUUGGCAUUGAUAGCUCAUCAGGAAGAUUUACCAACUCAAUUACUUACGACGUACGGUUAUGAUGUAGAAAAAUUACGAGUAUUUACACCAACAGAAUUAAUUACGUUAUAUACAUCUGAUGAUAAUGUUGAGGCAAAUGAAUAUGAUUUUAAAAAAGCUCUUGAUUUGCUAAAAUACAUGGAACAAGAAGAUGAAAAAGUGUCUUUAAAAUUACAAAUUUGGGCACGAGCCGCUAAACGAGAUCAAUGGGAUACUAUAGGAAAGAAUCCAGAACAACAAGUACAAGAAACUAUAUUUUUUAAGUUAAUGGAUCUCGCACAUUUUAUGGGAGGUGAAGUAAAUGAAUUUCUUCCUCCAAUUGAUAUGCUUUUGAUAGAACCUGAAUUAGGAAAUCUUGCUGCAUCAAGUAAUUUUCAAUUUUUGAUAAAAUUCGUAUAUGAAUAUGCAUAUAGCAAUUAUUAAUCUAUUUGAAUAAUUUAAAUUAUAAUAUUAAAUAAAAAAAUUCAUAAAUAAUUAAUAAAAGAAAUGAAAAAUUAAUUUUUUUAUUUUAUAUAAUAAAAUUUAUAUAAGUAUUUGAAAUAUAAAUAAGAUAAAAAUAUAUAAUGAGAUCAAUAUUACAUUCUGAUCUGCAGAAUUAUUAUAAUCAAUAUUUUGUUGAUUUAUUCUUAUGAUGAAUCUUACUUGAUCCGGUGUUUUACAAUCUAUUUCUGAAAUUUUUAUUAUUUGUAUAUAUAUAUUCAUCAUAUUUGAUAUAUUUUUUAUAUAAUUAAUAUUUACCUGCACAUUUAUAUAAAGAAGUUACAUUUUGGAUAUGAAGAUACAAAUUAGGACAUGCUGAAAUACUGGUACAUUUAAAGUGAUCAGUUAAUAUAAUUUCUUUAUAACCAGCUAAUUCUAUACAUUGCAAAUUUUUUCUAUUAUUGGAUUUAAAUUCUAUCCACAUACAGACUUUCAUUGUACCAUAAUCAAAAGUAUGAAUCUACAAAAUUAUAAAAUUAUUAGAGUAAAAAUAAAUAAAAAUUAUAAAAGUCAUUGAAUAGUAUAUUUUUUAAAUACAAACUUUAAUUAAUAUUUUUUUCAUAUUUUGUUUCCAAUGUGAAUGUAUUCUAUAAGUAAUUGAUUUUGAAGGACUUAUAUAAUCUUCUAUUUGGGGAAUUUUUGAAUUAUUUAAGUCUAAAGUUGUUGCAGGUCUUAGUGCUCGUGGAACUAAAAAUUUACAUAUUUUAUAUAAAUAUAUGAAUAUAUAUUUAUAAUAUUAUAUUAAGUAAUUUAAUAAUAAAACAUACUUUUUAACACAUAUUGAACAAUAGCAUCGAUAUUAGAAUUUUUUAUCAUAUAAUCUUCAUUUGAUAAAAUAAAUGGUUCAAAUAAAUUUUCGUUAUAUCUUGAUACAUAAUAUACAAAAUGAACAUCUGUAAAUUAUUUUAUAAAGAAAAAAUUAUCAAAAUUUAUUAUUUUUUAUUUUAAUAUUUUAUUUUAAUUUAAUUAUAUAAAGUUCAUAUAUUUACCUGGAUGAUUAUAUUUUAAUUGAUGUAAUAACGUCAUUAUAGAUUCUUUUUCGUUAUUAGAUAUAUGUGCUAAUGGAACUAAUAAUAUAACUACUUGUCCAAGAUUUCCAAUUAUAUGGUGCUUAUGAUUGUAUUCCCAAGUAUUAUUUAGAUAGGAAAACACUGUUUUUAAAACUUGCAUAUAAUUAAAUUGUGUAGACCCUAGAAGAUAUCAUAUAUGAUUAUGAUCAAUUAAAAUUAUAUAUGAAUAUUUUUAUAAAAUAUUAAAACUUACACAUAACAUUUGUAAAAUUAUUUAAUGUUUGAAAUGCAAUUGAUGGACUAUUUGUAACAUUUAAUAACCAUUCUCCUGAAGUACUAUUUAUUAUUCCCAUUUUUGAUCCAUACAUUGAUAUAUCUAAAUCUUGUAUUAAAAUUCUAAACACAAAGAACUUUGGAAAUAAAAAUAUAAAAUAUAAAAUUAUAUUAAUAUACUUACGCAAGGAAAUCUAUCAUAUAUUGUAUUGUCCAUGUACCGUCAAAUAUGAUUAUCGCUUCUAUUUGUGGUUGAUUUAUUUGAUGACAAGAUAAUUCAGGAAAUAAAUGAUUUUCUGCAUAAGUAUAAAAUUUUUCAGUUGCAAAGUCAACCAUUUGUUGUAAUGUUUCAGGAGAAAUAUACGCGAUGCUUUUACGAUAAGCUAAUGUCUGAGCUAUGGCAUAAGUCUAUUACAAAUAAUUCUAUUACAAAUUUGUAUAUUAAAGUAUUAUAUUUUUUCUCUAAUUUCAUUAAUAAUCGUCACAAACCUGUUCAUUUAAAAUAGUCUUUGGUACUGCAUAUUGGAAGGUUUGUAUUCGAUCGCAAGCUUUUACGUUUGUAUUGAAUACAACACCUUCAUAUGAAUAAUACAUUUCUAAAAUUUGACUAAGACGAAGACUGUAAAAAUCUUGAAUCCAACUUUGUAAAUAACUUGAAAUUAUCAUUCCUGAAACAAAUUGUAAAUAAGUGUUUUAUUAAGAAAAUAAAAUAUUAUUAAUUUACCAUCAA
Apis cerana (Asiatic honeybee) is the source of this 6144-nucleotide messenger RNA. It is a transcript of the gene Nup133, whose product is annotated as nuclear pore complex protein Nup133. The record is from RefSeq and is a predicted model, not a curated record. Gene Ontology annotation, biological process: protein import into nucleus; poly(A)+ mRNA export from nucleus; transcription-dependent tethering of RNA polymerase II gene DNA at nuclear periphery. NCBI's taxonomy places the organism in Eukaryota, Metazoa, Arthropoda, Insecta, Hymenoptera, Apidae. Gene Ontology annotation, cellular component: nuclear pore outer ring. Gene Ontology annotation, molecular function: structural constituent of nuclear pore; protein binding.